Messenger RNA from Rubroshorea leprosula, 1984 nucleotides. The record is from the annotation of a GenBank genome assembly. NCBI's taxonomy places the organism in Eukaryota, Viridiplantae, Streptophyta, Magnoliopsida, Malvales, Dipterocarpaceae.
AGCCACUCAAAAGCAAAACUCUUCAAUGGCGGAACUCUUCUGGAACUGUUAAAUUCUCUUGAAUUAAGAAAAACAAAAUGGCCUCGUUUUCUGCCUUCCUUACCAUGUCCCUCAAGUCCCGACCCCUCGCUCUGAAAUCGCCCCCUUUUCUCAGACCUUUUCCCAGAAUUGAAGCUCUGGAAUCGACCAUUUUUCCGAGGAACUCCGUGAAAUUUCCCAAGUCUAGGGUUUCGUUUUCGAUUAUAAGGGCGAGCAUUGAUGUGGGCAGUGCGAUUAGGCCUGGAGGUGCAGUGGAGAGCGAUAAGCUGCCGUCUGAUGUGAGGAAGAGAACGAUGGAGGCCGUUGAUUCGUGUAGCGGGAGGGUCACCAUCGGGGACGUAGCCAGCAAGGCUGGUCUCAAACUGAAUGAAGCUCAAAAGGCGCUUCAAGCCCUUGCUGCGGAUACCGAUGGCUUCUUGGAGGUUUCGGACGAAGGUGAUGUCCUCUAUGUUUUUCCAAAGGAUUAUCGUGCUAAGCUUGCUGCUAAGUCAUUUAAAAUAAGAAUUGAACCUUUGGUUGAUAAGACAAAGGCUGCAGCUGAGUAUUUAAUAAGAGUUUCCUUUGGGACAGCACUCAUUGCAUCAAUUGUUCUUGUUUAUACCACAAUUAUUGUUCUUCUCUCAAGUAGAAGUGAUGAAGACAGUCGUGGAAGACGUGGAGGCAGAUCAUAUAAUUCAGGAUUUAAUUUCUACCUCAGUCCAACUGAUUUGUUUUGGUAUUGGGAUCCAUAUUACUAUAGGAGACGACGUGUACAGACAGAAGAUGAUGGCAAGAUGAACUUUAUUGAAUCUGUUUUCUCAUUUGUAUUUGGUGAUGGUGAUCCAAAUCAAGGAAUCGAAGAAGAAAGGUGGAAGCUGAUUGGGCAGUAUAUAGCAUCAAAUGGUGGUGUUGUCACAGCAGAAGAACUUGCUCCAUAUCUUGACUUAGACUCCAAAAAUGAUGCCUUGAGUGAUGAAUCAUAUAUCCUACCUGUUCUUCUGCGGUUUGAUGGUCAACCAGAAAUAGAUAAAGAGGAAUAUGUUGGAAGAUGGGCUGAUUGGGUUGGGGGUGUUGAGAAAUUUUUCAAGGAGAAAAAGUGGCAAUUCAGUAAGACAAGUGACUUAGAGAGAGCCAUGGUCUUUGGUUUGGGUGCUUUUAAUCUUUUUGGGAUUAUCAUUCUGGGAGCUAUGUUGAAGGAUGUUGCUAUUAGACCAAAUGGAUAUAUAAAAUUUGUUGCCGACAUAUUUCCCCUACUUCAGAUCUAUGCUGGCUCUUUCUUUACAAUUCCUUUGAUCCGGUGGUUCCUCAUUCGCAAGAGGAAUGCUGAUAUAGAGAAGAGAAACAAAUUGAGGGAACAGUUUGCUCGAGCACUUGAAUUGCCUAAUCUUUCGCUGAGGCAGAAGCUACUGAGUGCUCGAGAUAUGGCCCAGAAAACAGUCAUAGGAAAGGAUCGCAUCGUGUAUAGUACUGAUAGAGACUUGGUCGAGCAAGAUUAUGAGGCACAAGAGUGGGAAAGAAGAUUCCGAGAGAUUGAGAAGUCAGAAUAGGCCAUGUUUACUGUUUACUAGGGGAUCAAGUAUGUGUCAUUCUUAUGAGGUAUCUUUUCAUUGAGCGCUCAAGCUCAAAGCUAUAACUUUUGAGGCUGUUGGCUGGUUAACUUAUCGUUGAUCUGACAAGCAAAUGAUCUACAAGAGGAUAUAUAUGUAGAUCUCCCAUCAGUGCAACAGAGAUAUCUACAAUGGUUGUAAUAUAGUUUUGGCUGCAUUGUCUCUACAAAUUCCUAAAUAUGUCCCUCCCAUCACAAAUUUACCACGGAUCAAGAUCAGCUUUGUGAAUUCAAUUCUCCUUUUGUAUUUAAUUUCUUCAGCUUAAUGGAGCUGAUGAACAUACACAGGAUUUGUGUAUUAUUAGAUGUCGAGAAAACAUUGCUGGUCUUGAUGAGGUUGUUCAUUUUGAUAAACAAAUU